UCAAGACUGGUAAUAAUUAGAGACAGAGAUGAAGAAGAUUCCUCCGUAGGACUUUGCAACUAGUUAGUGUUUAACACGUGUGAACGAACACUGUCCCUUUCCAUCUUCGUGCGCUACGCUGGCUUCAUUUCCAGACAUCGAUCCUUGUCUUUUUCUCCGAUCACGCAACCAUACGAAUCUCCACUUCCUCUGCGGCGGAGGAGUAUUCAUGUGGAAGGAGGAGUGGUUGGAUGCAAUACUUGUCCCCGCGGGUCUCGCCGUGAUGGUCGCAUACCACGUCUGGCUCGGCUACGCUAUAAUCCACCGUCCCAAGCUCACUGUUAUCUCCCUCAACGCUGAAUCUCGACGACAAUGGGUCUUCUCUAUGAUGACCGAGCCGCUGAAGAACGGUACUUUAGCAGUACAGACAAUAAGGAACAACAUAAUGGCAUCAACUCUUUUAGCCACGACAGCAAUCACUCUCUGUUCCAUCAUCGGCGUCUUCGUAAACAACAACACCUCUGCUUCCAAAUCCACAGCCUCCUCGUCUAUCAUAUACGGAAACAAAAGCCCUCUCCUUUCGACCAUCAAGAACUUCGCGAUCCUCGUCUGUUUCCUCAUGGCCUUUCUCUGCAACGUCCAGUCCAUCAGGUACUACGCUCAUGUGAGUUUCCUCAUCACGGUUCCCGUCUCUAGAGGGAAGAGAGAGCAUUGUGAGUACGUGUCUAGAAACCUGAACCGAGCUAGCUACUUCUGGUCUCUCGGACUUCGAGCUUUCUACUUCUCCUUCCCGCUCUUCCUGUGGAACUUCGGUCCCAUCCCUAUGUUUGUGUGUUGCUGUUUGAUGUCGUCGAUUCUUUAUUUCUUGGAUACCACCACUAGCUUCACUAGGCAUCUCCAUAGCGAGUCUUUCAGAGAGAUUGCUGAGUCUAUGGACGAUGAAAUCGAAUCAGCCGUUCAUUCUCUGUAGAAUCUUCUCUGUUUUCUUGUGUGGAUGAAGAGUUGUAGUAUUAGCGGAGUUUGUUUGUAAUGUGAUGAAACAACCUUGGCUGUGUCCGAGAGCGCAAACGCUUAUGUAAAACGCAAAUAAACUGUCCAAAUAACAUGUUACAUAGAUUGUAGACUAAGUAAUCUCUUGCACAUUGUUGUCAUUAUUAGUUAACUCAUUGCCUUUGAUAUAUUAC
Raphanus sativus (radish) is the source of this 1163-nucleotide messenger RNA. RefSeq lists its product as uncharacterized. The transcript is spliced from 2 exons. Bases 209 to 949 code for a protein of 246 amino acids. Lineage: Eukaryota; Viridiplantae; Streptophyta; Magnoliopsida; Brassicales; Brassicaceae. The record is from RefSeq and is a predicted model, not a curated record.